CAGCAACAGUUACUGUUUCAUCAUAAAAACUCCAACAAUGUUCAAGACCACUUUAGCCAAGACUUUCCAAUUAAACUUAAACUCCGCCAGAACCUUUGCUUCUUCUUCUAGUGUUUUAGGUACCAAGGUUUUUUUCAAGACUUCAAUUGGUGGUGUCCCACAAGAGAAGAUUGUCUUUGAAUUAUAUGACGAUGUUGUUCCAAAGACCACUGAAAACUUCAGAGCUUUAUGUACCGGUGAAAAGGGAUUCGGUUAUGCCAACUCUAUCUUCCACAGAGUUAUUCCUAACUUUAUGUUACAAGGUGGUGAUUUCCAAUAUGGUAAAGGUUACGGUGGUUAUUCCAUCUACGGUGACAAGUUCCCAGAUGAAAACUUUAGCAAGCGUCAUACCAGACCUGGUUUAUUAUCCAUGGCCAAUGCUGGUCCAAACACCAACGGUUCUCAAUUUUUCAUCACCACUGUCCCAUGUCCUUGGUUAGACGGUAAGCACGUUGUUUUCGGUGAAGUUGUCGAAGGUUACGAUGUUGUUAAAAAGAUCGAAGCUGAAGGCUCCCAAUCUGGUGCCACUAAGUCCAAGAUUGUCAUCGAAGAAUCUGGUGAAUUAUAAGCUAAAACUACGUGUAGUAUUUUUUUGUAAAUAUAUAGAUGCAAUGCAUUUGACUGAUAU
Molecule: messenger RNA, 667 nt
Organism: Spathaspora passalidarum NRRL Y-27907
Lineage: Eukaryota; Fungi; Ascomycota; Pichiomycetes; Serinales; Debaryomycetaceae
Gene: CPR3
Product: peptidylprolyl isomerase
Exons: 1
Coding region: 38-607 (189 amino acids)
Biological process (GO): protein folding; protein peptidyl-prolyl isomerization
Molecular function (GO): peptidyl-prolyl cis-trans isomerase activity
Source: RefSeq, a predicted model, not a curated record